Molecule: messenger RNA, 1839 nt
Organism: Nicotiana tabacum (common tobacco)
Lineage: Eukaryota; Viridiplantae; Streptophyta; Magnoliopsida; Solanales; Solanaceae
Product: protein NRT1/ PTR FAMILY 2.6
Biological process (GO): transmembrane transport; oligopeptide transport
Cellular component (GO): membrane
Molecular function (GO): transmembrane transporter activity
Source: RefSeq, a predicted model, not a curated record
AAAUUAUAAAAAUGCUGGUGAAAGUCUGGCGUUCCAGUCUUGGAUAACCUUUGCCUGCUAUUAAAACUUCAAACAACAAAUAACAAGUAGAAACAAAUAUCAUUGCUUUCAAGUUGACCUGCAGCUAGAAAUGGAAAAUUCAGAAAGAGAUGUUGAUGAAGCAGCAAUGCAGUCCUUUUCUGGUCGAAAAAAUGGUGGCUGGAUAACCUUCCCCUUCAUUAUAGCAACUAUGGCGGGCUUAUCGCUUGCGUCUGGAGGGUGGACUAGCAAUCUGAUUGUUUUUUUGAUAAAUGAAUUCAACAUGAAGAGCAUCAAAGCAGCUAAAGUAUACAAUGUAGUCAAUGGCUUGACCACUCUUUUCCCAAUUCUUGGUGGAAUCAUUGCUGACUCUUAUCUUGGCUGUUUUUCUGUCAUUUGGAUUUCUUCUCUUGUCUCUGCUUUGGGCAUAUUGCUUCUACUAUUGACAGCGGCAAUUGAUGUAUUAAGACCUGCAGCAUGUGAUGGUGGAUCCAGUCUUUGUACAAGCCCCUCAAAACACCAGUAUGCAGUAUUAUAUGUGGCUCUGGGACUAGCUUCUUUAGGGGUUGCAGGUACGCGUUUUACAAUUGCGCCCAUGGGAGCUAAUCAAUUUGAUAAGCCAAAACAUCAAGCAAUAUUCUUUGAUUGGUACAUAUUCGCCUUUUACACUUCCUUUGCAAUAAGCACCACGGCUAUUGUUUAUGUGGAGGACAAUAUUAGUUGGUCAUGGGGUUUUGGUAUCUCUUUGGCUUGUAACAUUCUUGGCUUGGCAAUGUUUCUCGUUGGGAAACGUUUCUAUCACCAUGUUAAGGAACAAGGUGGUAGCCCUUUCAUCAAGUUAGCACGUGUCAUUGUCGCUGCCAUUAGGAAACGGAGAGUCCCUCUUGCGGAACAAACUCAAAACUACUACCAUGAUCCAAGUGAUACAACCACAAUCACAGCCUCUCCGGUUCCUACAAAGUUCUUCAAGUUUUUGAAUAGUGCAGCUUUUAUUACUGAGGGAGACACCAAAUCAGACGGCUCGAUUAGGAAUCCCUGGAGACUAUGUACAGUGCAGCAAGUAGAAGAUUUGAAAAGUUUGAUCAAGCUUUUCCCUCUAUGGGCUAGUGGUUUACUAAUAUCCACACAACUAGUCAUGCAAUCAAGUCUGCUAAUUCUUCAAGCUCUCACAAUGGAUCGACAUAUGGGACCUCAUUUCGAGAUCCCAGCUGGUUCUAUGUUAGUCUUCAUAUUGUUAUUUACCUGUAUAAUGAUAUCAAUCAUUGACAGAUUACUCUACCCUUUUCUAGCUAAGUACACUCGCUUUUCUAUCACCCCACUUCAGCGCAUUGGAAUAGGCCAUGUGCUGACUAUAGUUAGCAUGGCUGUCUCCGCGCUGGCGGAGUCCAGGAGGCUGAGGCUUGUUAGAUCGCACCAUCUCCAAGGCCAAAAUGGUGCCAUUGUUCCAAUGUCAGUCUUCUGGCUUGUGCCACAGUUAGCUCUAAAUGGAAUUGGAGAAGGAUUUCAUUUUCCAGGACAUAUGGGGUUUUAUUACCAAGAAUUUCCAGUAUCUUUGAAGAGUACCUCGACUGCAAUGGUUGCGCUGUUUAUUGGUAUCGCGUACUAUAUAGGUAACGGGUUGAUUGAUCUUGUUCAACGACUAUCAGGAUGGUUGCCAGACAAUAUCAACGAUGGAAGAAUGGAUAAUGUUUUCUGGCUCUGUUGUGUCUUAGGAUCAGCAAACUUCAUUUAUUACCUUGUGUUUUCCUCCUUGUACAAGUAUAAAAAUAUGGACAACAAACCAAAUGAUGUGCCUAGUAAAUGAUCAUUGUUAUAAUUGAA